Penicillium oxalicum is the source of this 2361-nucleotide messenger RNA. RefSeq lists its product as uncharacterized. Gene Ontology annotation, cellular component: spindle pole body; nuclear pore transmembrane ring. NCBI's taxonomy places the organism in Eukaryota, Fungi, Ascomycota, Eurotiomycetes, Eurotiales, Aspergillaceae. Gene Ontology annotation, biological process: spindle pole body localization; nuclear pore organization. The record is from RefSeq and is a predicted model, not a curated record. Gene Ontology annotation, molecular function: spindle pole body-nuclear membrane anchor activity. The transcript has 6 exons. The coding region runs from base 1 to 2361 and encodes 786 amino acids.
AUGGCCGUCGCAACACAAGUCCGGCCUUACAGGCGGAUUUUGACCUCCGCGCUGCAUAGGCGAUUCGUCCACGCCUCUGCGCUCUCGCUUCUUGUCUGUUAUUUUAUCUCGAUCGUCAUUGGCGACAAAACAUCGUUGUUCUGGACAUGGUUUCCCAUAGGACCCUGUGGGCUCCGUGCCGUCAUGAUUUUUCUUUCGGCCCUGCUCAUUUUCGUGCUUCGAGUCAGUCAGAUGCAUCUCGGCUCGAGGACGACACCGUCUCCGCUCAGCACUGCCAGAAACCUCUUUCCUCUUCAAAUCGCCUACACAUUCUGUUGUUACCUUUUUUCGGCUUGGUGGUUUACUGAGCUCUAUCUAUGGUCAUCUUCCAAGGAGGCGCAACUGGAUAUUGUGAAACGCGGCCGAUCACACGAGCGGCCAGUUCUGAAUGAGAGGCCAAUUUACAUCCAUGCCUUUCACCUGCUGCUGGCAUGCGCCCAAGCUUUCUUCCACCUUGUCUUCGACUACGAUCAAAUCUCUGUCCCCGUCAGACUACGAUCUACCGACCCCACCGACGAGCGUACACACCAAGUGGUUCCGACCUCUAAGUACAUCCGAAGCGCGUUCCCUCAAAAGAUUCAAAAUGCCAUCGGAUACACUACCAUGGUCGCUAUUGCGACCCCAUUUCUGUAUCUUCUCUUCUUGCGCCAGACUGCUUGGAGCUUGUCGCUGUACUUUGCGAAACUGUUCUGGAGUUUCUCUCGCUCGGCCGCGCAACCCGAUACGUUCUUUCCCCCAGCUUUUGGUGCUCUUAUUCUCCGGUCUUUCGUCUCGGGUUUCCUGUUGUGUCUCAGCUGGCAGUCCGCCAACCUGUUCUUCUCUAUUUUCUUGGGCAAGGAGCCACUGAAGCGUGGCCAGCCGCUCACGGCCGAUGCGAAAGACCCUAACGCAAGCUUACUAUCAGGCCUCAAGGCCAAGAAGCACAUUGUCAAGUCCUUCGCUUUAUGGGAAUUGGGUCUCAUCAGUCAGCGUCAGCCAGAUCGCCGAAAGGCAAUUUUCAGCGAGAUCGACCGCGAAGGUGGCUCGACGUGGCAUCAGAUUCUUGGUUGCGCCCAGGAAGAGAUUAUGGGUAUCACCAAGCGGAUCGAGGAGUACAAGGCACCCAAAUCCGCCUCCCUGCCUGUGGCCGGGAAGAAUGACCCCCAGCCAGAAUUGCGUACCUUGCCUCGCUUGGCAGACGCCCCCAAGGAUCAAAAUAUCUUUGCGACUGCCCCCAAGGCGACCUCUCGCCAUGAAAAGUUCGGGGAAGCUCUGGGCUCGACCGCCAAGGCGUACGGUCAGUCACCGGACUGGACACCUACCGCUCGGGCUCGUGCCCGUGAUGUAUUUGACAGGGCCUCGACCGCAAUGCUCAGUCCAGAGCGUAAGCAAAAGCUUCUUGCCUCGACUCAAGAGCUGAAACGACUUACUGGUGGUCCGUCUACCACCUACAAACCCGAGGAUGUGCACCCGAUCAUCGUCCAACUUCUGCAUUGGUGUCAGCCGCUGAGACAAACGUAUGCCCGACGGGCAACAAGCAUCGUUUGCGGAACUCCGGAUUCCUCCCUCAGCUCAAUUGUAGACGCCGUUGAUUCUUUGACGCGCUUGCUGAUUGCUAGUCUCAACGAGGACCAGUACGGCAAGGUGCAGGCGGAUGUCCCGUCGGUGAUCAACCUAUUCACCCAAACACUCAUGACCCUCGACGCUUUUGUCUACCAGGGAGGCUUGGAUGCACACUGGACGGACAUUGAAUUCCCGCCCUCAAGCAAUCCGGAGGCACAAGCCGAGGCGCGGAAGGUUCCUGAGAUCGAGUUAAUUCUCAAUACCUUGCAGAGUGGGUUGCGGGAUCUUCUUGAAGCGUUUAAGCCUUACCUUCGCGACGUCGGCGUGACUGGGAAGGACCUCCGCUUAGCGAGAGAGGCAGCUGAUCGGCAUUUCUGCUCGCCUAUUGUUGAUGCCGAGAAAGAAGCAGCACGACUAAAGGAGCAGAAGAUGGCCGCGGAAAUCGAGCGCGUCAAGAAAGAGUAUGAAGAGAAGCAGAAGCGCAAAAAGGAGCGUGAGAAGGAGUCCAAAAAGGACGAUAAAGGUGGUUCCAAAGAAAAGGACAACAAAGACUCUAAAGACGCCAAGGCCAGUGAAGAAAAGGAACGAGAUGAAAAGAUUGAUGCCAUCAAAAAAGGGAACGAAACGAAGCCUGAUGACAGUCAACGCGUUUUUGCACUUCACAAGACAUUCUACCAAAUGCGAAUCGAUAGGCUGAAGAGUAUCGAGAUGGCCAAACGUAACCAAGAACGGAUGAAAAACCCGUCCUUGUUUCCAUCUGUACCUUCGAAUGAUCUCUGA